This is a messenger RNA of Diaporthe batatas, 1026 nucleotides long. RefSeq lists its product as uncharacterized. The coding region runs from base 1 to 1026 and encodes 341 amino acids. NCBI's taxonomy places the organism in Eukaryota, Fungi, Ascomycota, Sordariomycetes, Diaporthales, Diaporthaceae. Gene Ontology annotation, biological process: regulation of transcription by RNA polymerase II. Gene Ontology annotation, molecular function: DNA-binding transcription activator activity, RNA polymerase II-specific. The transcript has 2 exons. The record is from RefSeq and is a predicted model, not a curated record.
AUGGCACAUCUGGAGUUGUAUCAUCACUUUUCAAACCCGCCCUCUAGCAACUAUUUCUUCUGCCUCGCAACCCCGGAAAUGGCGGACGCCAUGAAAAACAGCGCCCUAGAGCACGCUGUACAUGUACCUUACCUAAUGCACCAGCUGCUGGCGAUAUCAGCUCGCGACAAGAGCAGGCGGGCAGCUGACGGCGACAAGAAGGCCUCCUACCUCCAACUAGCAGUACAGCUCCAGAACCACGCCCUCGCCCUGUUCGACGCCUCAAACCCGGGGCCUUUGCCCUCGCCAUUGCCAACAGGAUCAAGGCAGAGCACGCCGACCCUAGCCUUUCGCGGCUCGCUACAGGACUUCCUCCUCAGGUGGCUCGAGUACGUCCGGCUCCACCGCAGCGCGAGCACGCACGCGCUGGCCGCGGCCCACUCCUCGUCAGAGCUGCGGCCGCUCCUGGCAAACGGCCGCGCGAUGGUGGAGAGGCAGCCCGCCGGCCACGAGACCGACGCCCUCCUCGCAAGGGUGGCGGCGCUCAAGGGCCUGUCGCCCGAGGUCCUCGCCGCGUGCCUGACGGCCGUGGACCUGCUCCAGGUCGCCAUCGACUUGGGCAACGCGGACGCGCCACCCGGCUCCUCGUCGUCGUCCGCCGACGGCGUCAGCAGCAUCAGCAGCAACAGCGGUAGCACUACCACCGCCGAUACUAACAGCACCUCUCCUCCCGUCUCCUCCAGUCCCGAACAUCUCCCCAUCUGGUGGGCCCUCUCCGUCCCCGGCGCCUUCCUCGACGCCCUCGCGGCGGGCCUGCCCGACCUCGUCGCCGUGCUGGCCUACUACGCCGUGCUCCUGCACCGCGCGCGCUCCUGCUGGGCCGUCGGCCCCGCCGCGGGGACCAGGCUGCUGCAGGUCCUGACCGCACACCUCGGCCUCAAGUACACGGAGGUGCUGGCGUUUCCGCGCAGGGAGCUCGGCCUGGGGCAUUUCGGGGCCGUCUAUGAGGCCGGGCUCGUGGACUGGCCGGGGCGAUCGGCCAUCUAG